AUGUCCUCGCGUAUUUCGAAGCCUAAGCCUAGGCAGGAAGUNAUGGUUCUUAUAGAAAGAAGAAANCCUACCUCUCCUACCCCUUCUAAGGGCCCUACCUCCCCUCCUAAGGCUAAGCCUCAUCGGGGACGUAAGAAGGGUACCCCNAAUAAGAACCUCGAGCUGCAUGCCCUUAGGGCUAAGGUCCUAGAGCAAAAUGAGCAAAUCCGGGCUUUUUCCGACGAGAUUUUAGCUUUACGCGCCCAAAUCUCCGCCAAUUCUCAGCCAUUCUUUAACCCGACUGAAGAUUUGGAAUCGUGGCAUUUUGCUCGUCAAAAUGAGCCCUUGUUUGAUUUUUUUGAGCAAGGUCUUACUACUGAAAUGCCAGUUAAAGAAAGUUUUGACACUUUUGAAAACAGCUUCUUUAACUUCGACGAGCAGAUUUCCUAUCCCGAAGUUACCGGGUUCGAAUAUAUAGAUCCUACUCUUAUUUAG
Messenger RNA from Aureobasidium subglaciale EXF-2481, 474 nucleotides. RefSeq lists its product as uncharacterized. The transcript has 3 exons. The record is from RefSeq and is a predicted model, not a curated record. Lineage: Eukaryota; Fungi; Ascomycota; Dothideomycetes; Dothideales; Saccotheciaceae. The coding region runs from base 1 to 474 and encodes 157 amino acids.